Messenger RNA from Cylicocyclus nassatus, 834 nucleotides. The record is from the annotation of a GenBank genome assembly. NCBI's taxonomy places the organism in Eukaryota, Metazoa, Nematoda, Chromadorea, Rhabditida, Strongylidae.
AUGCUGCUCCACUCGCUGCUACCACCUACCAACGAAAAUGAGCUUACUGCUGCUUUGAAGGCUGCUCUCGACUGCGGCUAUCGCUUGAUUGAUACGGCAUUCGUCUAUGGAAAUGAAGGUGUGAUCGGGAAAGUGUUACAUGAAUACUUCGCUAAUAGAAAACUCAAAAGAGAAGAUAUAUUCAUUACUUCGAAGCUUCCCCCUACUGCACACGCUCCGGCAGACGUCGAAAAAGUUUUGAAAAUGCAAUUGGAUGCGCUACAACUAGACUAUCUCGAUUUGUAUCUUGUGCAUGCCCCUGUGCCGUUUGAGAAACAAGGUGACACCUUUGCGCCUGCGUUUGUGGAUGGUUUGCAAGUAUCAGUGACUAUCGAUCAUGUCGAAACUUGGCAUGCUUUGGAAAAACUUUACGAUGCUGGAAAAGUCAAGGCUUUGGGGCUGUCAAACUUCAAUACUAAGCAGAUCGAAUGCCAUCUGUACUGGCCACAAACGGAGCUAUUCCAACUUUGUAAACAGCUCAAUAUGUCCCUGACAGCUUACGCUCCAUUAGGAUCCCGAGGCAAAAUGGCUUUUAAUAAGAAAAUGAUUUGGGGCGAAGGUGACCCGUUGACGGAUCCCCUUGUGAAAGAACUCGCUGAGAAGCAUAAGAAAUCUACGGCUCAAGUUUUGUUGCGUCAUCUCAUCCAGCGUGGAAUUGCUGUCAUUCCGAAAAGCGUUAAGCCACAACGCGUUAAGGAGAAUUUUGGUGUCUUUGAUUUCACACUAAGUGCACAGGAAAUGGAGAAGCUUGACAAUAUCAAAAAGAGAACGAGGCUGUUUUUGUUUGACUUGUAA